Messenger RNA from Blastomyces gilchristii SLH14081, 4456 nucleotides. RefSeq names its product phosphoric ester hydrolase. The transcript has 3 exons. The record is from RefSeq and is a predicted model, not a curated record. Lineage: Eukaryota; Fungi; Ascomycota; Eurotiomycetes; Onygenales; Ajellomycetaceae. Bases 3035 to 4165 code for a protein of 376 amino acids. Gene Ontology annotation, molecular function: hydrolase activity.
GGGCAGAGUACUCUGUACCUCAGCUGUGCACAGAGCGGUGCGGGGAGCGGGGGGUACCUGGUACCUUGUUCCAAGCAUCCGAGGGACAAGGUUUAAAACAUUAACAUCCAUCAGUUAUAUAAGAGGAGCUUAGAAUGACCAUCAUGUGGAUAUUGCGAUUUAAAACAUAUAUAACGGUGAUUAGCAGUUUAUAUAUUUCUUUUGUUACCUCCAAGGUACAUACAUGUACAUACUACGUUUCGUGAUGCAACCACAGACACCACACGCUCUGGAAUAAAGUGCAGCAGGCUAUUCUCCACGAUGCCCUCGACAGCCAAAGCGAUUGGCCGCUGCUCGGGUGUCAGGCUCUCUGCAGGGCGGAUUGUCCAGCUAGACUGGCUAUCCUAUUGAACCAGGACUGGACUGGUCAGCAGUAACAACCUUCUACUGCUUUCACAUAAAAGGGUUUGGUGCUCAUAUUAUAUAUCCGAGAACAAGAGCUGGAGAUGGAACGAGAGUAGCCAGAGGACCGCGACUAUAAAUGUGAAUACAUAUACCGCAUAAGAGAAGGAAAAAACAAAAAAAGACACAGAGAAUGAAGCUUCAAGGACGGAGCUUUUUGAAACGACACCCACCCACUGGAAGAUUGACGGUUUAUAUCAGGCAUUCUUAUUGCCAGAUGUAAAAAUCCGGAGCUUAGAGCUUUUCCAGCAAGAAGUUCAUUCCCCCUUCCACGGCCGUAGCUAGCAUGGAGAGUUAUGGAACGGCCGCAUUGAACUAACGGAACAUCUGAGAGAUAUGAGCCUUGCGGUAUUCACCUAACUUGCGGGGGGCAUCUGGCCAGGUUCCUCAGAUAUAUCAGGUUCAUCAGGUUUAUCGCUGCCCCAAGAACAACCUCUAUACGGAGUACCUCUUCCCUAUCAACCUAGGAACACUUGGGGGUGUUGAGAGGGGUGCCAAAUAAAUAACGCAUCCCCGCAAGGAGAAUUGGCGGGAUGCCCGCAAUCUAAUUCCUUCUGUUGCUGUGGCCGCCCGUGGCAGCCCCUAGUUAAACGUUGACUCGGUUGCCUGAGUGAGUGUGUAAAUAUCCCUUGUAUGUAUGUACAGCGUAUACGGAGAAAUGGCUUGGCGGGAAUCACCUGACACCACACCACACCAUGUGUGGAUAUGGCAAGCGAAGCCAUAGCCUUGUUGUUGUAUUUCUGAUUGUCCAGUCUCCUGUAGCUAAACUACCCUACCCGUGAUAACAAGUCACCACCGCAGAGUCACCCUAUCUCAAGACAACGUCUCCGUUGAAACGAACCAAUGCAGAAGUCCCCUAACCGUCAGCUCCCCUGAAUCCCCGCUUGUCCCAGAAGCACAAUUUCGAUACAAGAUCCCAUGUUCCGUGUUCCAUGUCGCACAACCCGCGCGCCCGAUCAGAGACAUGCAUGCGAAAUGAGCUAUUUGAAACAACAUGUUCAUUUAUAAGCCAACCUAGCUCUUGAGAAUGAGGAGGAACCGUGAAAGAACAGGUAGAUAAUAACCUUCAUACCUAAGAUACUAUCUCCGCUAAGGCGGAAAAAUCGGGUUCUUGUUGGAGGAGAGCGAUAUCCCUUGAGGAAUGUCAGCCUCCCACUCUACUUCUUCUGGGGUGGAAACAAGGCUUUGACUUGGUAAACUUAACGCACCGCUGGGGUGGGGUGAUACCCAUAGGGAUGCGCUCUGCAAUUUUCUUCCUGAUAUCGAGUGUGCGGUUGGCCAACGUCACCUGUGAAUAUGCAAUAUCGCGGGUUACCAUUUUUCAGAGAAGCGACUUCUUCUCGCGGCGUAAAGCCUGAUGGGUUUCUGAGAAUGCUUUCUCUAUUGUUUGGAUUUCUGCCAUUUCGUCGGCUGUAGCAUAUUCCGAACCGUCAACAAGGUCUUUCUUGGCCUUUUCCAUCCGGGCGAGUGCAGUCACAAGGGGCAGCAUGUAACUCCAGUUGUUCAAGAGCCAGUGAGCGUGGCUUGUUUUGGCUUUAUUCGUAUGCCACAUAAUGUUCAUCGCGUUGACAUGCUCUUCCAUUUUCCUAGCAACACUUGGAGGCAUUUGGGAAUCGUCGAUGUUGGCUGUCCAGUCAAAUUCUGGGAGGCUCACACUCCCGGUACACCAUGCACUAUAUUGUUCUUUUUCCUGAGGGGUGAACGAUGCUAACUUCACCGGAUCUCUCUCCUGGUACCGCGCUCCUUCAAACCCAGUUGCAACUGCGAUGCUUUUGCCCUCGUUGACAGCUUGAGCCAGACCCCGGAGUUUCUCUGCGACGAUUGGUGGAUAGUCCUUGUACACCGGCAUUUUCAGCUUUUUUUCAGGUAUAGUGGUAUAGUCCACAUCGCCUAUUUCUACCUUCCGGAACUAUGCCUCGAAGCUAUCCAUCAUGGAUGGUGGUUUGUUGUGACUUGGUAGUUGUCGUGCGUUGUAGUUUUUGGUUUAUUGCUUGCAACUGGGGUUUUCGUAGUUUGUGUGAGCUGGAGCUGGAACUGAUGGGUUAUAUACCUGCUCUGAUCCCAAUAACACCGGACCGAUUGGUACCGGCUGGGGAUGGCAAAGUGAAUGAGUAGGAACGGAGCUAGAAAUAGGGAGUAGAAAUGCAAAAGAGCAUAAUCUCGCAUGACAUUUCUCGAAGGCCGCGUUUUUGCAAUGGGCUUAUAUAGAUCCAAGUAGCUUAUCUGGCCGCUAGUAGACACUCGUGUGUAUAGAGCGAACAAUACCAUAUUGCCGAGUUUGCCUCAAGGCCAUUAUUAAGCAUAAUAUGGCUCUGGGCUUCAUUUUGGAGAUCGAGAGCCUCGUAAAUGUGCGAGUAGAAGCCAGCUUUUGGGCUGUUGUUGCGUUAUUGGUUCCCCUGAAUAAUAUUCAACCCCAGCGCGCUGCAUUCACCGUCACCAACAUGAAUGAACAACCAACUAGCAAAACACAAACUGCGAGGGCAGCACUCACAACCCUCUAUCCGAACAAACCACUCCAAUCAUGCCAUUUCCAACGCCAUAGCCGUAUUCUAAAUUCAACCAAAACAUUCUCAACCCCUACAUAUCCCCAGUAAUGAGCCCCUUCGACCCCCCGCCCCUCUUAACCCGCCUCCUCUCCUCCCCGAUCCUCUUCCUCCUCCGUCCACUGCACACCCUCCUCCUCAACCUCCGCCCAGCCCCGCGCACCCGAACGCCCUCCCAACGCCCUAUCCGCGUCGUCUGUAUCUCCGAUACCCACGAUCACCACCUACUGGGCGUGCCGGACGGGGACCUGCUGAUCCAUGCGGGGGAUCUGACGAAUAGCGGGGCGCGCGCGGAUAUUCAGGCGGCGGUGGAUUGGUUGAAGACGCUGCCGCAUACGGAGAAGGUGGUUGUGGCGGGGAAUCAUGACGGGUGGUUGGAUGAGGGGGUUCGGGGGAUUAUUGUGGCUUGUAAUGCGGAGGACGGGGAUGGACAAGGCAUAGAUUGGGGCUCAAUACAUUAUCUACAAAACAGCAGCGUGACGCUGACUUUUCCUUUUCCUACACCCACUUCCACCGCCCACGACACAGCUGGCAAAUCCACAACCAUUAGCCCCUCAUCGCGAACGCUGACAAUACACGGUGCCCCGCAAAUCCCACAGCUGGACCCUUCACCGGAUUCAAUACACGCCUUCCAAUACCCUCCCACGACGACGACGACGACGACACCCGGGGACGGCCACGGCACGACAUAUCCAUAUCCAAUCCCCAUCCCCCCGGACACCGACAUCCUAGUCACCCACACGCCCCCGGCCCACCACCUCGACAAUUUCCCUUACUCUGCCGGCUGCCCCCAUCUCCUUCGCGCAGCCUGGCGCAUCCGCCCGCUCCUACAUGUCUUUGGACACGUCCACGUCGGCCGCGGCGUGGAGAGGGCGUAUUAUGACCGUGCGCAGGACGCGUGGGAGGCGUUGUGCAGGGCGCGGGCGGAGAACGGGGCGUUGUGGGAUCGUGGAAGCGGAAUUUGGAGCUUUGUGGCGGGCGGCGGGUGGUGGAGGGAUCUGUGUGGGGUAGAUGGGGUGUGGGGUAUGGCGGGGAGGGUUGUUUGGGAGGGUGUUAAAGCUGUGGUUGUGGGAAGGUUGUGGGAUAGUAUGGGUUUGGGGAGGGAGGGAUGGAUGGUUAAUGCGGCUUGUUUGGAUGGAAGUGGGAAGGUCUUGCGGGGGGCGACUGUGGUUGAGAUAUAGGGGGGUCAUAUUAUUAUAUAUGUUAUUUUGGAGGAAUUGGGGCGCUGCGGGGAAACAUCUGAGCUUGAAGAGCUCCGAACAAACUACAUAUAUAUGUAUAUAUGCGAAGAACAAAAAUCAAAAAUACUCUAUGAAUGAAUAUAAUUCUAUAGGCACAAGAUGUGCUCCCCCAAAAAAAAAAAAAAAAAAAAAAAAAAAAAAAAGAGUAUGUGCAGAUAUGUACAGUACAUACAACACGCGAAUGAAAAAUGUAUAUGCAGCGAAGAUAUAAAACUAAAAAUCUAACCCCAG